This is a messenger RNA of Magallana angulata, 2689 nucleotides long. RefSeq lists its product as uncharacterized. Gene Ontology annotation, biological process: spermatogenesis. Gene Ontology annotation, molecular function: cAMP binding. The transcript is spliced from 9 exons. Lineage: Eukaryota; Metazoa; Mollusca; Bivalvia; Ostreida; Ostreidae. The record is from RefSeq and is a predicted model, not a curated record. The coding region runs from base 15 to 2390 and encodes 791 amino acids.
CAGCAUCAGUAAAAAUGUCUCGAUCUUUUUCGAAGGAUGUUCAUGAACGAGCUCGCUUGAAAGCACAAGCACGCAUUUUAGAAUGGGUGGAACAAACAAAAUCUGCAGGAAUUACUCGCCUUCAUGAUCGAUAUGGAGAAGUUUUCAAACGAGUCGAAUACAAGAGUAUUGAGAACAAUGCAAAUAAGGCUUCAAAUGAAGAACCCAACAAACAACAAUCAAAAGAGAAAUCUAAGGCCGAACAAAAAGAUACUAUAGCUCCAGAUACCCGUAAGACUCCAGAGCGGUGUAAAAGCAGGCAGACCCCAGAUUCUAGGAAAUGGAUGCAACAGGACAACCGCAGUUCCCAUAAUCGGAGCUCUAGGGCUGGGUUUACCAGCGUCUGUAGUGUAGAAGCAGUGUCGCUCCUGUGUGAUGAUGAAACAGCAAAGAACUGCGAGUCUUCUUUUAAUCUAGAUCAUGUACUAGAUGGGAAAGUGCCAAGAAAAUUCAAACACGAUAGGGACUCCAUUCGAAUCAUACGCGGGACUGCAAAAUUUAAACCAAAAACUUACAGAACGAUUCAACAGAAGAAGUUGUAUGACAGUUGCGAAAAAUGUAAUGUGGUCCGAGAGUCUGAUAUUGAUCAAAGUCUCAAAAGGAUUAGAAGACAAAGUGUUUUUCGAAGAAAGCAGAAGCAAAAACACCAACCAAAGAAAGGAGGAGAGGACAAGGGUCCCUUCUACGUCAUCACAUCAUCAGAAGGCGUGGAACUGAAAAGAUCCUCGACCACGACAGUCCAGCGCCACACCCAUUCCAGAUCCGGGUUACUGCCCCAGCUAAAUGAGAUUUGUGCUAGUGACACGGAGCUCCCUACGAGCUUGCGCACGGCAUCGUCCUUGGCCAUCGGAACUGAACAUUCCGAAGAUAUUGUAGCAAGGCCGAUUUCAGCGACCAAAAUCACUCAACAUACAAUACCUAUUUUACCAACAUUGCGUCGAGUGAAGUCGGGUAAGAAAAAAUGCAAAGCGGAUCCCCAACAACCUGUCAAAGUCGAAUAUAUCAAGCCGACUCAUUACACACUUAAAAGAUACAUCAGAAAAAUAAUGAAUGUAUUACAUCUGCUGAGGGUAACAAGACAAAAGGUCAAAGUGGAUCUCCUUGCCGAAUGCCAAAAUCAAAAGCGACAAGAUGAGAGAAAGUCCAAAAAAGAGCAUUUGACGUUUGAUCCUAGUUAUUUCAGAGCGGCCACAACAACUUACGGGGGAUUGUCGACCAGCGCUAGAACCGCUUUGUGGAAGCCAAUCGGUCACAGAACUCCAGAUGAUGUUCGAAUCCUUACUGAAGUUAUAUAUCGUUUGCCGUUUUUCACCAAGUACUCCCGCUCUGUGAAGGAAAAACUGGCACAGGUAGUCUGGUACGACCAGUUUGAAAAUGACAGGAUCAUAAUACGGCAAGGAGACUUGGGAUCCAGAAUGUAUUUCGUCAUAUCCGGUUAUGCAUCCGUGCAAAGAACCGACAUAGAUCCUAGAACUAACUCCAAAAUCAUCCAGCACCUGUACGACAUCAAUGCAGGGUCCACCUUUGGAGAACUGGCUUUGAUUAGAAACAUGGUUCGAAAUUUUACGGUGAUUUGCAAAGGCGACUCGGAAUUUCUUAGUUUGAGCAAGGGUGAGUUUAACUCGAUAUUGAGAAAGGAUUACGAAGAUUCCUGGAACAAACGGCUGGAUUUCUUUCAGAAGUCAGUCUACUUUGAAAAGAUGUCAGAAGAUCAAAAGCGGCAGAUGGCGGAUAUGUCAGAAAUCCGGGAAUAUUCCAAUAAUCGGGUGAUCCACGGAGACGUUCCCGGGCUGACCCAUCACGUCUACUUCAUCAACGCAGGAAAAUGCGAGAUAGUCAAAAAAGUGGGAUUUGUGCGCUGUGUGUCCCCCUUUUUGCGACCGGAUCUCAUUUUACAGGGGUCAAAGUCUGAUAAAGCCGACCCCAAGAAGUUUCUGAACAAGCCCUACGGCCGUCGUCUGCGUCGCCUCACCCCCGAGGAUCACUUCCUGACAGUACUUACGCUUACCGCAGGGGAGUACUUCGGUGUUGGUGAGGAUCUUACUGACACUUUUAUCAUAGCCAAGGGAAAAGUAGAGAUUAUCUCCCUUAACGCGGUUACUUUCAGUUUAAAUUACACGGUCAUUCAAUCGAUGCGAGAUAAUCGGAAAAACCUCAUACCCUUAACCGAAGAACUGGCAAGGCGAUUUGAGAAGAACAGAAAGUGGAUGGAGUACAAAAGGAAAGUCAUUGAUGAUAUUGUUAAAUGGAGGAAAAAGACCAACUGUGCUACCUACCAAGAUGUCCCGGAGGCCAUGUUGAAAGAACCUUCAAUUCCACUGGAUCUCAUCAACUACAAAAUGUUUCACUAGUCAGAGAAGCCACACGCAAUCUCAAUACAAUGUAUUACAUUAAUCUGGAAUAUUACGUCUAUUAAUUAUAUACUACAUGUAUAAAUAAAUUUUGAUUUUGCAUACAGAUACUAGUAUACUGUAUACCACUAUAGAGCAAAAUUGUUUUCAAUUUUGAUUUAAGCAUUCAGCAUAUCUAAAAAAUAAUUAAAUCUUUUUAUACAUCAAAUUUCUGAUCAGGAACACUCAAACAUAAAUUUGUUGUUCAUUAAGAAUCUAUUUAAAAUGAAUAAAAAAAUAUUACAGCAUGUGAAAAUAUU